Molecule: messenger RNA, 639 nt
Organism: Prosopis cineraria
Lineage: Eukaryota; Viridiplantae; Streptophyta; Magnoliopsida; Fabales; Fabaceae
Exons: 2
Coding region: 1-639 (212 amino acids)
Source: RefSeq, a predicted model, not a curated record
AUGCUUUCCUCAAUGGAACUCUACAAGAAGAGGUACAACAACAGCAUAAUGUUUGUUUUGAUAUAUGUAGACGACAUUAUAAUUACUGGGAAUUCUCCCAACAUGCUAAAGUUAUUCAUUGAAAAUCUGAAUUCUAUUUUUGCCCUGAAAGACUUAGGCCAUCUCAACUAUUUCCUAGGAAUUGAAGCUUACAGAGAUCGAACAGGUCUUUAUCUUAAACAAGAAAAAUAUGUUGAAAAUUUGUUGAGAAAGUUUAGUAUGGAUCAAUGUGCUACUGCACCUACUCCAAUGGUGGUCAAUUGCUAUUAUUCAAAAGAAGAUGGAACUACUAUGAAGAAUCCUACUGUCUACAGGCAAGCGAUUGGAUCUCUUCAGUAUUUAGUUACAACCAGACCGGACAUCAUUUUUGUUGUUAAUAAGUUGAGUCAAUUCCUAAAUGCACCUACUGAUGUACAUUGGAAAGCUCUAAAACGAGUUUUUUGUUACCUUAGAGGAAUAUCAAGACUAGCUCUGCAUAUCAAGCCUUGCGAUUUUCUUCAGCUGCAAGGUUUCUUGGACGCCGAUUGGGCCAUUUGUCUUGAUGACAGGAGAUCUAUCGGAGGACAUUGUGCUUUUUUAGGCGAUUCUCUAAUUUCUUAG